AUGAACCAAAAUAUACCACCAGAGCAAACACCUCAAACACGCGAAUUCCGCCGCGGCCACAAACAUAGUGCUUCGAUGCCGGCCAAUAUGCAAGCAUACGCAAACAGACCACUCCCGCCUCUGCCGGUACCGCCAUCCUCUGCCCCGAGAGCGAUGACGCCUCAGCCCGCUGCAAGAAACUCUGCGACGUCGUCGGGAUCUCUGCCGGUCUUUGCUUAUCAAGGGUCGUUUCCCAUUAAUCGAAGAAACACGACGCGGGGAGAUAUUCCUACCUCAGCCCCGCGACGUUUUCCAUCUCUAACAAUGCCGUCAUCGCCGGCCAAAGCUAGUCAAACGCACCGAAAUAGCUAUGCCGCGUCGACCUGGUCUCGUAGGUCGUCGCACCAAAAGAUCUUCCAGCUUACCGGUAUGGAUGUGGAUGUUAUGGACGAUCAGUCGUUUCGAUCUGGUGGUGGAGGAGAUUCCGAUUCUUCCUCUACAGGUUCCGGCGUGAGACUGGAAGAGCCGGCAAACUAUGACACUCCAGACUACCACCUUGUGCCGGUGUUGGAGACUGAUGUGGAUGGCUCCUCUAGCAGGGAGAGCUCAUGGGGUCCAAUGUCUCCCGACCUGGCAGUUGUGCCACAGCCUCUGAACAUUCAUAGACAGCUAAUCCGGGAUGGAAGUGAGAAGCAAUUUGGUACUAUGAGCGGCUCAUUUACGCAAAUGCAUUUGGAAGACGGUGUGGCCCGUCCUUGGGACCCGGCGUUUGGUCAAUUUGGUGAGCACGGAGCUGCUGGUGAAUAUCACCAGUUUACGGCUCAACUUGCGAGCAGACACUCUCGUCAGCUCAGCGACAGUGCCUUGCAGCCGGCCUCGCCGCCCAAAAAGAAAAGGUCAUCAUUGAGUCUGGCUUUCUCUGCAGCUACACGAUUCCGGCGUCGAGAAAACACUCAGCCUCUUGACAUUGCUGCAACAAUAACGAGACCUCAGAGCGCGCUCAGAGAGACUCGCACGCAGCCACAGCAACAACAAGAUGCCAAAUCUCAAUCGCAAUCGCAAUCGCAAUCGCCCAAUCUUGACUUUGUACCGAAGCUGAAGCGACGAUCUCGUUCGGUGCCAGCUACUCCCAUAUUGGCACUGGCCAAUGCACCGCCGCCUCGGCCCAGUCCAGCUCCGCCUUUGAUGAGCGCAUGGGAUAGCGACUCUGACGACGGAGAUGGGCACGUCAUGUCGAGUCUCAAAGACUGGUUCGCGAACCGAGCUUCCGAGGAUAGCAAGCUUCACCGGCGCACGUCGAGUGCCUCCCGGACAGGGCCAGAUCGGCAGCUCGCAAGCAUGAAACAGGAUGCGAUGCGCGAGUCGAUCAUCCGCCCACAAGACAGGUACAAGCAGGUGCAAAUGGAAAAGGCAGCCAAGCGAAGAGAGCAGAUGCGACCUCAGAUGAAAGUCGUUCCCGAGGGCAUCAUGUUACUUAACAUCCAUCUGUGA
Messenger RNA from Pochonia chlamydosporia 170, 1470 nucleotides. RefSeq lists its product as hypothetical. The record is from RefSeq and is a predicted model, not a curated record. The transcript has a single exon. Bases 1 to 1470 code for a protein of 489 amino acids. NCBI's taxonomy places the organism in Eukaryota, Fungi, Ascomycota, Sordariomycetes, Hypocreales, Clavicipitaceae.